Molecule: messenger RNA, 4222 nt
Organism: Phalacrocorax carbo (great cormorant)
Lineage: Eukaryota; Metazoa; Chordata; Aves; Suliformes; Phalacrocoracidae
Source: RefSeq, a predicted model, not a curated record
GCUUAAAGCUGCCGGGGCGGCUGUGGGAGAUCGUGCAGGUUGCUGUGGCCGGGCGGAGUUGGACGGGAUCCCCCCCCCCCUUUCCCUUUUUCUUCCUCCUCCUCUUUGCACAUCUGAGGGCGGCACGGGGCUGGCUCCCCCCUCCCGGAGGUCGCCUUUGUUUUCCCCGUGUCGCUCUCCCGAGCAGCCCGAGGGAGCGGGAGGGGGCCGGGGCCGGGCUGGGCCGGGCUGCACCGGCCGCCCCUUCCCCUCCUCGCCCCGCCGGAACCCGCGGAGUUGGUGCGGUUCCCCCGGGCGGCGCUUUGCCCCCCGCCCCGGGGCUGAGCCGCCGCCGCCGCCCCCCCGGGACCCCCAUGGCACCGCCGCGAUGUUCGUGUCCCGGGUCCUGGAUUUCCAGAAGACGCGCUACGCCAGGUUCAUGAAUGACCGUGUCCCGUCCAACCGCAGGUACCAGCCGACAGAGUACGAGCAUGCAGCGAACUGUGCUACCCACGCAUUCUGGAUCCUGCCCAGCAUCCUCGGCAGCUCCAUCCUGUACAUCCUCUCUGACGACCAGUGGGAAACCAUCUCAGCCUGGAUCUAUGGCUUUGGCUUGUCCAGCCUCUUCAUCGUCUCCACCAUCUUCCACACCAUCUCCUGGAAGAAGAGGCAUCUCAGGACCGUGGAGCACUGCUUGCAUAUGUUUGACAGGAUGGUGAUCUACUUCUUCAUUGCGGCAUCGUACGCUCCCUGGCUGAACCUGAGGGAGUUGGGUCCCUGGGCUUCCCACAUGCGGUGGAUCAUCUGGAUCAUGGCAUCUAUUGGGACCGUCUACGUUUUCUUUUUCCAUGAGCGGUACAAGCUGGUGGAGCUGGUGUGCUACGUUAUCAUGGGAUUCUUCCCUGCCUUGGUCAUUCUCUCCAUGCCCAACAGGGAUGGCCUCCUGGAGCUGGUGGCCGGUGGACUCUUCUACUGCCUGGGCAUGGUCUUCUUUAAAAGUGACGGCCGCAUCCCCUUCGCCCACGCCAUCUGGCACCUCUUUGUGGCCAUCGGAGCUGGCAUCCACUACUACGCCAUUUGGAGGUACCUUUACCGGCCCAGCACGCUAGAGACUAAAACAUCCCGGUAGAUGCCUUAAAGACAUCGCUUGCACCAACUGGCACAUGGAGGCAUGGAGGGGAGCGGAAAGGCAGCCUGAGCCGUGGGCUCGCCCCGAACCACCUGCUCACCCCAUGGGCAGCAGCCGCUGGUGCCCUUUCCACAGAGACAGGACAGCCUCGAGGUUCAUUUUAAACAGGUUUUUCUUUUUUAACUUGGGAGCUGUUUAAUUUUUUAGGCAAGGGUUUUGUAACAUGGUGACCGACCAACAGGCUGUGGGAGAUAAGGGAGUGACCGCUUGCCAAGGUCUCAGGGGGACCUCACUCACCCACCUCACCCCGAGCAUCCCAUGGGAGUGGGGACCUUGGCCCCACAUGCCCCUGGCUAGUGACACCCUGGGUUUGGCUACUGAAGUCCUUAGCAUGGGCCAUCCAGGGGUCUGGAGGAGUUGGGAUGAGGGGAGAGACCUGGUCCCUUUUCUCCAGGAUGCCUGGGCAUACGGCUGCCCCAGCCAGGGAGGGGGGCAUGUCGGCACCCCUGCACCACCCGGGCUCGGCUCCUAAAUGGUCCUAAGUCAUUAACUGCCCCAACCCAAAAUCUUGACAGGAAGGUCUGGAAUCAACAAAGCCUUACAUGGGAUUGAAACUUGAAUCUCUUCCAGAGCUCCCCGGAGUCUGGAAAACCCUUUCUCUAAGCCAGUAUUAAGUGCACAACUCAACUGCCCUAGACAGACCCUCAGAGCCUCCAGAGAGAUUUUCUCCGUGGGAUGCUUUGUUUUUCUCUCUGGUCCCGGUGCCAGCGGCAGCCCUGAAGCACAGCCCCACUCCCAGGCUCUGCCGCACACGUGCCUUCGGCAGGGAGCAGAGCCGGGAUCCGGCUCCUGGCAUCCACCUGGCUGGGAUCAGCCCAUCUGCAUCGGGGAUUUCCUUUCUGCUUGAGGGAGGGAAGCAAACCUCCUUGGACUGGGAUCAUGGGGCUGCCUGCCUCCUCUGCUCCCAUUUUGAUGAUAAGCCUCUUGCUCAGCGUCAGAUUUAAAUCCACUUUUUGGCACAGGGAGACAGGGAAUGGGGGUUGUGGUCAGUUCAUCACAUGUCUCUGCUGCUCCUCACGCUCUUCCCCUGCUCCAGCGCGGGGUCCCUCCCACGGCAAAGGUUGGACUUGAUGACCUGAGAGGUCUUUUCCAACCUUAAUGAUUCUAUGAUUCCUGGCAAUGCCACAGGUAAGGGAUGCACCUGCACAAUGCUUGGAGGUGAGCUGUGAUGGGGAGGUCCUUGUGACGCUUGGUUUUUAAACCCCUAACCACGGCUACACGGUGCUUGGUUGCAAGGCAGGAUAACAGGACAUGGAGCACCCAUCCAGCCAUCAGGAGCAGCCCCGAUGCUGAUGGAAUGGGAAAAACCACACCUGGUCCUGCUCCAGAGCUGCUGGAGCUGGGAGGGUCUGGUGUGCGCUGAGCUCUGGUGUGUGCUGGGGUCUGUGCCGGGAGCUGGCUGGCAGAGCAGCACUGUUCUCAGCCCCGCCUGCACCUUCCCUGGGAGCCCCUGAAGGCAUUGAUUUCCCAUCAUCUCUCUUUGGCCUCUUGAUUAAUCACAACUGCAGCACUCUCAGUGCAUUGUGGCAAGCAGAGGAGAUUUAUGGCCACUGUCCUACAUCUCCUGUUUCUUCAGCAGCGUGCUGAGGAGCUGAGCUCCUGCCUCUGUCCCACCUCUCACAGAGCUUAGGGUCCCCCCAGCCUGUGGCACCCCAGGACCAGCUCUCCAGGGCUGUGCCAUUUUCCAGCAAAUUACCAAAGUGAAAGCAUCCAGAUACUCUUCCCCUCCUGACGUGGUGGUUGUGGUCACCAGGUUGGCAAAAAAAACCCAGUGGGUUUUCAAUUCCACAGGCAGAAGAUUCCUAUAAGGAGCCCUGGGUGCUGUGCCUGGCACCCCAGUCCGACAUGGUGCUGCUGGGGGGUCUCUGCCCAGGGCACCCCAAAGCAGCCUUUGGGCUGGGACACCUCUUGGUGUCUUGGGUGAUCUUAGGUACAGGGGUGAAUGACCCAGUGUGAGCCCAGUCUCUGCUGCUGCCUGUCCCAGGAUGCAGACCUUGCUCUGUCACCUACUGCAGAUGGAGGGGUGGAGAGGGACAAGCUGUGAGUAACCAGCAGCUGGUGGAGCAUGUCUGGGGUUGGAAUAGUGGGAUAUGGGGUCCCAGAGAGGGAGCUGCCACUUUUUCUGUCUGGCGAGUCACCAUCCUUCUCCGUGCCUCAGUUUCCCCAUCUGUAAAAUGGGGGUGAAGACACCAACCUACCUCACAGGGCUCAUGUGAGGACCCCAUGAAGCACUUGGAGGACAACCAGUGCUUUACAAACACGUGCUUCAAUUUUCACCGAGUCUGGGGGACCAGAUUCCCAGAGCCACUGCUGGGCACAGUGACAACCGCUGCUCAGCAUGCUCAGAUCUCCUCCCCCUCUGUCACUAAAUCCCACAGACAGGGAACCACCCUGGGGACAGACCAUGCACACAAUAGUCCCAGCCUCCAGGAAAAUGUCCCCUGGCAGGGCUGAGGAUGCCCAGGGACCACCAUUGUGUUUUGUCCAUAGGCUUCAUCCCAAGGGAUUUAUCUCGGAAGCCAUUUCACCAUUGGGGGUUUUUGGCCCUAAAUCUGUCCUGGGGGCUCCUGAGGCACAGCGAGGGGGCAGAAGGACCUUUCUGAGGCCACUUGAUGUCAGCCUCCUGCUGAAAACCCAGGGCAGGGCAGACCCCUGGGCGGGAACAGGUGGCCAGGCUCCGUCGGGGACAUCGCCACCCUGCCUUGAGCCCUGAUUUGCCAAGUGGGCUUCUCUGUAACUGAGAAGUCCCCCCUCUUCUCUUGCUUCCUAAGUCCUUCCCUUGCAAAGCAGAGUGGGAGGCGCAGAGGAGGUUAUCGGAUUGUCCUCCUAUUUUAUACUAAUUUUAAAUGACUCGUAACAUUCAGGAUGUCUGCGGAGGGGGGGUUUGAGGGAUCUUUUUAGCACCUCGUGUUUUUCACUGUCCAUUCUUGUUCAAUCAGUAUUUUAUAUUUAACACAGUAUUGGGUCAAAUUAAAAACAAAUGUAAGGAAGAUAACACUAGUGAAUAUUGUUUCCUGUGGAGUAGGAUUGAAAUAAAACCUCAAGAUACCUCAA